CGCGCGCGCAGAGAUCAUUUGCGCGCUCGCAGUUCAUAUCUACGCGUGUGGAAUAAUAUAAUACGCCCGAAUGCAUCUUUUAUCACAUGAGUGCUUUAUGGCACUCAUGUGUCGCCAUAUGGACCCACCGCGGUCAGCCAUGGAGCAGAUCGCAGCAUACUCUGCGCGGAUACGUUUCUUUCUGGAGAAGUGAAGAGGGCGUCCUACUGAACGGAGGGCGAGGUUGACCUGAACAACAGAUAAACGACAGUAGGAAAGAAUAAUAUUGAGAAAGAAGUGCUCAAUAUGGAGUCAGGAGCAACGGGACCGUGUCCAACCGACAUGGGAGAGAAUGAUCCAGAAGAAGUGCUGAGACUGAUCCUGAUUGGAAACACAGGGUCUGGGAAGAGCGCCUCAGGGAACACCAUCCUGGGCCAGAGUCACUUCAAGUCCAUGAGUUGCUCAGCCUCCGUGACACAAGUCUGCCAGCUGGUGACCUCUGAAUACCAUGCUGAGGAGGAGGCGAAGAGCAGUUCAAGCAGGAGGAGGAUGAGGAAGAAGGUGGUGGUGGUGGACAUGCCAGGUUUUGGAGACACACAACGGACCCCGGAACAGAUCAUCACGGAGAUCAGCAAAAGCAUGACCCUGACGGCCCCCGGCCCACACGCCUUCCUCCUGGUGGUCAAGCUGGAACGCUACACAGAGGAGGUGAAAAGGGCCGUGGAUAUGAUAGCUGAGGUAUUUGGUGAAGUGGCGCUCCGCGACUACACAGUGGUGCUGUUCGCCAGGGGAGAUGACCUGGAGGAGCUGAUAGAGGAGUUUCUGUCCAGCUCUGCUGACUUAAGGGGUUUGAUUCACAGGUGUGGAGGCAGGUACCACGUAAUCAACAACAGGGAUCAAGGUGAUGGGCAGCAAGUUCUCGAGCUGCUGAAAAAGGUGGAGAAGGUUGUGGAUUUCAACGGUGGAGGGCGUUAUACCAACGCCAUGUACCUGGGGGUAGAGGCAGCAAAGAAGAAGGAAAAGUUAAGGAAGGAGGAAGAGUUAAGGAAGGAGGAACAGGCUAGCAAGGAGGAAAAGUUAAGGAAGGAGGAACAGGCUAGCAAGGAGGAAGAGUUAAGGAAGGAGGAACAGGCUAGGAUUGAGAGGGAGAGCAAAUCCUCCUGCAGUAUCCUUUAGGCCAGGCCAAUGUGUUGAGAUUAAUAAAUAUUAAAACAUCUUUAUUCAUCUAUUGAAUUUUAAAAUAUAUAAAUAAUUGUCAAUCUUAAAGAGCUCCAAUCAGUAACUGUAACAAAUUACAAAAAAAAGGAAAAAGUUACUUUUCUUUUUUUAAUCGCAGCCUUUGCGAUUUGCAUAUCGCCUUAUAUUACAUCGUAACAUCGAUUUGAAAUCGAUUAAUCGUUCACCCCCACUUUAAAGUAUCUAAUAUGGCCAUUGGGGCCGGAGGGUUUGCGAGGGUCCAGAGGGUUUACGAUCCAGAUUUUUCAAAUGCUUCCCCUCUACCACGACCGCUUCACCUUUACCUUUGCCUGUUGUUUUAUGUAUAUCAGGGUCAUUUGGACCGUGAUAUAUCUUUUGUAUUUUUGAAUAUCGGGGCACUCAGUCUGGUUGAAAAGCGGGGGGCAGAACUGCAAAAGGCUCUCGUGCCCUCCUGUAAGGGAAGCAGACAGACGACUAGGUGAAAGGAGUACAGGGGGGAGUGGAGGAGCGGCUUGACAUCUUGUCUCUCCCCUGUUGCUUAACUUAUCUUUACGUUCCUAGUUUUCACUUCACUUGGAGAUGUGCCUGAUCAUUGGCUUGAGUUAAUAUUCAUAGUUAACAUGGUUCAGAAAAUAAAGUUAAUUGGAUACAUUUUAGACUUAACAUCAGAUGGGUUGUUGGUUUUACAGUUGAUUCAAUCCUGCAUAAAACUGGCUUCAUAUAUGUUUUUAUUGUCAUGAUUUAUUCACUGGAAAAUAAUCAAUUAAGGAUGUAUUGACUUCACAGUCACAUAUAUAACUUGCAUAUUGUAAAUCAAUAAACAUAUAAUUUCCUGUACU
Gadus chalcogrammus (walleye pollock) is the source of this 2015-nucleotide messenger RNA. RefSeq names its product GTPase IMAP family member 4-like. Gene Ontology annotation, molecular function: GTP binding. Lineage: Eukaryota; Metazoa; Chordata; Actinopteri; Gadiformes; Gadidae. Bases 286 to 1155 code for a protein of 289 amino acids. The record is from RefSeq and is a predicted model, not a curated record. The transcript is spliced from 3 exons.